GACUCGUUCGGUCGUCGACUCUACACAUUUAUGUUUUUAUCGGUCUACCCGCUGCCGCCAAUCUGAAAUUUUAUUCUCUAGGAAGUGAUUUUUUAACACCAUAAUACAUCUAUAUUCUAUAUUUUGAUUUUCCAAUUGGUAAUAAGUAAUUGCUCAGAGGCGAGUAUAACUACAAUCAUUAUUCAUUAUUAUCUCAUAUAUUCUUAUAAAUUUUAAACGUUAUCAUCACGGGAUUCGAGAAGUACGGGAAGCGUUGGUCAUCUAACUUCACGCCCGCCGCUAAUAAUUACUCAUUCAAUAUUUGUAUUUUGUACAUUAUUAGUAGUGACAACUGAUAAAUGACAAUAUGAAUUGAUUCUGAAGUGAUUCAUAAUAAUAUACGAUAUACCAUAGACUUAUAAAUUUAACCAUAUUUAUAUGUCCAUAUAACAUACCAAAUUAGUCUUUUCGGUAAUUUUAUUUCUACGAUUUUUCGCCAAUUACGAUGGACGAUGAUAUUCAAACUUGGUGGGAGAUACCGAGUAUUGUACAUUUUUGUAAUACUCUUGCCCUUGUCACUAAAGAUAUCAGUCGAAUAAACAUAAAUGAAUUUGAAAAUGCAGUUGAAGAGAAUUCAUAUAUGUUGACUGAUAUGGCUAUCCGAUUUACAAAAAUUUGUGGUUAUUUUGAUCCAAACACAAAUAAAUGGUGGAAUUUUAUGAAACGAAAAUUUUUGAGUAAAUGCACUAUUUACAACUUUAAAUAUUCACUUGAUUCAGCAAUAUAUUUUGAUGAUUUAACACGAAAACAAAAAGUUGAAACUCUUUACAUCUAUUGCAAUUUUGUUCUUGAUGUUAAGUAUAUUCAAAAUAAAAUCUCCAUUAAUUCUGACAUAUGGCACAUGUUAAACAUAAAACCAUUAGGUUAUGACCUAAAUAAAUCAGUAUAUUGGUAUUUUGGUACCAAUAAAUUAUAUAGAGAAGUUUUUGAGAACUCAUUUGAUCUAUCUACUGGCUUACCAGUAGAUUGUAAUCUCCAUGAAGUAAUGCCAUAUGAACCUUAUCCAUCAGGAGUUUUUGGCUCAGGAAAAUGGAAUACAAUAUGUGAUAAUAUCAACAGUUGGCAGUCAUUAGCUGAUAAUUUUAAAUACAGAUCAAAUGUAAAUGUAAAAAAAUUACAUAAAGCAAUAUCUGAUAUUAUAAUAAAUCUUCCCAUAGUUAAGAGAAAAAAAUUCCAUUAUGAGUACAUAAAACCUAAAGAGACUUUAAGAAGUUUAUAUGGAAGAACUCUUCGAUCUAUGGGUGUCACAGAUGCUGAAAAAAAAUUGAUUUCAAAUUCUAAUGUUAUUCAGCAAAAACAAUACUCACAAAAUGUUAUGGAAAACCAAAGCAAACAUAAAUAUAAUUCAACGGUUUCUCAAAGGAAUGAAACAUCUAAUCUUAACAUACAAGACCAAAACCAAAAUAUUUCAUACCCUUCAAAUGUGUUUGACAAUGAUAUGAAUAACGUAAAUGCUAAUGACUGUGAUCAAGAAAAUAAUCAUAAUUUAAAUGACUUAAAACGUAGAUUAAGAUCUUCAACAAAUAGAACUCUAACACCGCCAUUCAAAAAUUUAAAUUAUUACUCCUCUGAAACAUAAUUUAUCUGUUUAUCACUUUAAUUUAGUUUUACGUUUAUAAAAUUAAUAUAGUAAGAUAGGAAAUACUUAAUUUGUAUUCAUUAAUAUUGAUUUCUUUGAAAUCUUGUUUGAAAAUUUAAACUCUAUGAGAAAAAAAUGUUGCUUUAUUUUUGCAUGAUAAAUUAAGAUGAUAUUCUAUAUGUACGUAUUCAUUUUUUGCCUAGUAAAUAAAAUAAUUCACAAUUUUGUCUCUGUACUCGGUACUCUUAUAUUCUAUUCAACAUGUGGACUUUAAUCUGCAGCCAACUUGUUGUGUGGAUGUGGCUUCGUUUCAAAGCACUGGACUUGGGCUGUGAUUCGGUGGGGAAAGCAAAUGAAAACUUGUCACCACCAACUACCAACUCUUUAUAUAUGAUAUAUAUAAAACUGAUUUUACAAUAUUUGAUUAAAAUUUAUAAACAUUUA
Molecule: messenger RNA, 2062 nt
Organism: Myzus persicae (green peach aphid)
Lineage: Eukaryota; Metazoa; Arthropoda; Insecta; Hemiptera; Aphididae
Product: cat eye syndrome critical region protein 2-like
Exons: 5
Coding region: 485-1618 (377 amino acids)
Biological process (GO): regulation of DNA-templated transcription
Cellular component (GO): RSF complex
Source: RefSeq, a predicted model, not a curated record